UACAAUUUCAGUUUCAGUUUCAGAAGGAAUCCUUCUGUGAUCAUAUGGAUGAAGAGAUCCCUCAUGGCUAAAGUAGUCCUGAAGGAAAAGCAACAACUCCUCAAGCUUCCCCAGCACAUGCUCCUUUUAGAUGUGAGGAUGAGAUGGAGAAAAACUAUCUUGUGUUUGAUGAUAGAGAGAUUUUGCGAACAGUUUCCUGCUAUCCAAGCUUCAGCUAUCGACCAACGGCUUAGAAAUUUCAUGGAGAAGAAACUGGCCAGAAUGGGCAAUGAGGACCUGAGGAAAGCAGAGGAGUUUGUGCAAGCAGUUGAGAAGCUCUCAAAGCCAAGAGAGACACAGGGGCAGGCAGAAGAAGAAGAAGAAGAAGAAGAAGAAGAAGAAGAAGAAGAAGAAGAAGAAGAAGAAGACUAUACGCCACCUGUAAAACAGAGGAAGAAGAGGGCAGCAAACUGCUUUCCACCCAGCAGCAGCCCCCUGUGUCCACAGCUCAGAGAGUGGAUCAAGAAAUCCAUCUUUACAGAAGUCUUCCUCACAUUCCAACCAAAGACAGUGCCAGUCUCUGGUGGUGGAGUUACACAUUGCCAGUGUUGUCAGCUCUAGCUGAGAAGUAUCUAUAUGUCCAAGCAUCCUCCAACCCUUCUGAAAGGGUGUUCUCCACUGCCGGAGACACCCCAAGUCCAGAAAGAUCUUGUAUCCUUCCUAAGAGGGCAAACAUGAUAUUUUGUGUCUGUACAAAACAUGAUAAUUUGCCAAAGUUGAUAGUUGUGGUCUUAUCUUUACAGAAGACUUUGUAUUUUUUAUGUCAGUUGAAUGUUGUUGUUUGGAAUUUUGUUACAAGUUGAAUGCAAAUGAGCACUGUUAAUAUUCCAAAAGGCACAAGCUCCUCUUCAAGUCUGUGUUUUUAGUUUUUAUGGCACAUAGUGGCGGUUGGGUUCAAAAAGCUAAACAUUUAUUUAUUUAUUUUUUUUGUCUGGACCAAUUAAUGUGAAAAUUGACACUUUCCUAAUCCUAAGGCACUCUUGAUAAUCUUUCAAGGCACACACUAUUGUGCCAUGGCAUACUGGUUGAGACUGGUUGAGGCCCUAGGCUAUGGGUCCCUGGACUUUGAGGUUUGUUCUGACGUUGCUACACACAAUUUGUGUAUACUCUGUGCUAUGUCUUCUGAACAGAUA
Messenger RNA from Acanthopagrus latus (yellowfin seabream), 1172 nucleotides. Its product is annotated as histone H3.v1-like. The transcript has 5 exons. The record is from RefSeq and is a predicted model, not a curated record. Lineage: Eukaryota; Metazoa; Chordata; Actinopteri; Spariformes; Sparidae. Bases 49 to 600 code for a protein of 183 amino acids.